GACCGGAAAGCCUAGGGAGAAGACACUGCGCAGAGCAGCCGUACGCCGCAAAUUAAAAAAAAGAAAAUGGCACAAUACGAACACAGAGAUGCGAACAACGAAUGGCACCCGUUUUCCCACAUGGAAAAUGACAAAAUAGAGCGCGCCUACCGCGCGAACGGGUGUAGGGUUCACCUCACGAUGCCCCUGAACCCGGUUGGAUUCAGAGAAUUUGAAAUACGGUUCGGCGACAGCGCGCGGAGCAAGAAAAUGCCGCGGCCGCCUUCUACCAAGAUCAUUCAGGUCAACGUCGCGAGCGGCGCGACAAGGGUCGUCCGGCGCCUCGGGCCAAUUGACCAGCCGACGACGGCGCCAACAUUACAAUACCAUGGUCCCGCGACAAAAAAAAGGAGCGUCGUGCCAAUUGACCAGCCGACGAUGGGGCCAACAGAUGCAGCUCCCGAUUGGGCUGCUGCAAAAGGUGCAGCACCUGGAGGGCGUGUUGAGACAGAAAAACACUGUGGCAAAUAUACUUGGUGUUACGCGAUCCUCUUCUGCUGCUCGUGUACCCCUUGUUUUAUAUGCGGGCAGUGCCGUUGCGACGAACGCUUAUUAUACAUUGAUCCAAAUGGAAAUCGGUACCAAGGCCCAGACAUCCCCGUCUGCACGGAUUAUUUAUGCAAACCCCGGGACCCUUACUGGGGAUCUGAUCCAGGGGGGGGAGGGGGGUUUUAAGAUUUCAAUGCUCCG
Molecule: messenger RNA, 729 nt
Organism: Pelagomonas calceolata
Lineage: Eukaryota; Pelagophyceae; Pelagomonadales; Pelagomonadaceae
Source: the annotation of a GenBank genome assembly